Molecule: messenger RNA, 5171 nt
Organism: Bolinopsis microptera
Lineage: Eukaryota; Metazoa; Ctenophora; Tentaculata; Lobata; Bolinopsidae
Exons: 20
Coding region: 25-2919 (964 amino acids)
Biological process (GO): regulation of transcription by RNA polymerase II; negative regulation of DNA-templated transcription
Cellular component (GO): histone deacetylase complex; transcription regulator complex
Molecular function (GO): transcription corepressor activity
Source: RefSeq, a predicted model, not a curated record
AUUAAUUAGGGCAUAGUAUGCUGCAUGUUACCAAAAAAAGCCCGCCGACAAAGGGCUCUCUCAGUACCAACUACUGAGCCCGACCGGGCAAGCAUUUCUACUCAAAGAAAUGCUCAAAGUGCGUCUGCUAUAACCAAACACAAAACCUUUUUUCCCGCUUCCCAGAGAGAGCAAGGUGAUGAAACAGGAAGCGCCGCCCUCUCCCCUCCCUCAGUCUCCCUGUCUCAAGUAUCUCCUAUGAGACAAGACACAGCUCCUCCUCCUCCUCCGCCUCUUCCUCCUAGGUCUCCACGGGUCACCUACGCCGAUCAGAGACCACACUCGUCCAGGGCUUACUCCGACAAGAGACCUCUCAUCUCGCCUAGGGUCUUUAACUUUUACGAGCUAUCACCCGCCAUGGAGCUGAGAAGGUCUGAGGCGGGUGGCUUUGGUAGCAAAAACCAACCGAUAGUUCUUACAGACGAGCCUGGUACACGUGAUGGAUCUUCUCAAAGAUCUGAUGCAGUGCUGAGGGGAAUGGCGUCGAAACGUUUGGAUGUAGGCGGAGGAAAACUGGACACGCAUUUCGUGUGCAACAUUUGCAGCAAAAUAUGCGGCUCUCAGGCCCAACUCAUAAUCCAUCAGCAACAAUCCCACAAAUACCCUUGCCCUAUAUGCCCUGAAACCUUCACCAAGAAAGAACUUUUACAGACACACAUGUUACAUCAUUGGCCCAACUCGGAACACUAUAUCUGCAACAUAGAGAGUUGCAAUAGGAGGUUCAGCAACGCUGUAUUACUUCAAAAACACAUUGAACACGAACACGUGAUACCCACACCAAACCUGGAAUCACCACGAAGGCGGAUCUCUGAGGGAUCAGACUGGUCACCAGUACCCCAACAGAGCCCCUCCUCUCCCUCCUCCUUUAAAACCCCCUCCUCCUGGCACCCUCCUGACUCCCCUGCUCCCUCCACUGAGUACUUCAGGUCCCCCACGGGCAGCAUCACCAGUCCGCUAUGUAGACGGAGCAUAGGGUCGGAAGGAGGCCCAUUCAAGCCGUACAACAGGUCCCCAGGCCAGGGUGGGGAGUGGAGGAGUAGUAAAGUGCUGGUGGAUGAACAUGUCAAGUACUUGCAGAGUCUACGAGAUACGUCACAGGUCACACAGUACAUAACGCAGCAAGUGCUAGCCCAGCAACAAAGUCUGGCAGACUCUCAGCUUCACUCUGCCAACAACAAGUUACUCCUGGACCACCACAUAGUCCAGCAGACAGGAUCGGGUCUCCUUGCUCCUUCUUCUCCUUUCUUUCAGUCACGGUCCAUCACAUUUGAUGUGUCCUCUCCUAAUAUACUCGCUCCACAGCCCAUCAAGCAUUCACCACUCGGUAUCUUGAAAAGAAGGCACACAUCGUCGGAGAGCAGUGCUGUUAAUGACAGGGCUGAAGUAGAUCAGGGAGCCAGACAGUUUUCUAGAAACCUCCAAGAAACAAGAGUAGAAACUCCAGAACCUUCCCCUAAUCUACCUGAUACUAAACCAUCUAUUUUAUCUCCUGGAUCACUGGAGAAUGUGUUUAUAGACGUUGAACCCGGCACAAUCAGCGGUCUGGAUCUCCUCGGACAAGUUUCUUCCCAGCUCAGCCGACUCAAUGAGGGAGAACCGGUCAAGAACAAGUCGAAACCUGCCCCACUAGAUCUCCCCUCGGAUCCCCACUUCACCCUGACCCCACCCUACACUGGAACCCCACGCUACCUCUGGACCCCCACCAAGUCUGUUACUCUUCCUCCCUCUUCUUUCUUCUCCAUGGAGCCCAAGAAGAUCAGGAUUGGAGAUGAGUUUCAAGCUACAAUCCCUGAUUUGGUUACCGGACCUGAUGACAGGAGACAGGGAGAGGGACCCAUGACACCGGUUUAUACCCCGCCUGCUGAUGAGAAGGAAGAUGAUAAAAGAGAAAUAUUCUUCAAGCACACAAUACCCGUCUACCCUGAUUCUGAGUUUCUUCAUCACUGCGUCCACGCUACUGGAGGAGAUUUACAGGAAGCGUGCAAGUUGGCCCGCUGUCCAGUUCAACCCAAACUGUCUGCGACCCACCCUCUUCACAAUUACAGGUACAAUGGACGAUAUAGAUGGACGCUUGAUGACCAGGAAAGGUUCCUUCUUCUCUUCCAGCGAUUCGGAAGGAAUUUAGCCCUGAUUGCCAAGUGGAUGCCAGACAAAAAGAUAGCCGAUAUUGUUGAGUAUUACUACUUCUGGAAGGUGCGGUAUCCUGAUGUAUACAAGCAGUGGAGAAAUCAACAGAAUAAUUGCCGUCUAUCCCAGCCCCCAACAACGACCGAGUACGAUCAAAAGGUCCCGCCAACUAAACCUAACCGACGGCAGAGUCGUAAAGAGAUAGUCUACUUUGAAACGGAAGCUUACACGACCCACGACGCGAAGGGAAACAAAGAGAUAAAGUUCCGGCAGAAGAAGGUGGUGAACCCGUAUACGGUGUCGCCCCGUCCCAGGAGCAACAAGCCCCCCAACCCUCAACCUUUGGGAAGCUACAAGUGUAAAGUCUGCGGAAAGGAAUUCCAAAAGGUAAAGUCACGGAGCGCACAUAUGAAGACACACAAGCGGCAGCAGAACGCAGUAGCCCUCCUCGCCACGCCCACCCUCCUUCAGCAGCAGUACCAGCUCCAUUCCCAACAACAACAACUGCACCAGCAGCUCCAGGCCCAGCUCAAGCACCUCACCCCCGACUCCCUGGCUCCGCCCGCUUCCUCCGCCCAAUCUCUCGAGCUCCUCUUGUCACGUGACCCACACGACAUCAGGACCACACGUGACAUUACCAUGACGUCACGUGACUCCAUCACGGACUCCCGUGACGUCGUCAUGGCUUCGCCCAACGACGGCACCAACAAGGGAAACACGUCCCAAAACAGGACAGAUAAUUCAGCAACAUGACGUAAAGUUCUUAACUGUUUUUAUUUCAGAGUUUUAACUUUUACCGGCUCGUGGGAGUCGAGCAGUUUAUUUUUAGUGUUGCCGAGAAUAACACACGGACAGCUACCUGCCGUACAAUAUUUGAAUAUGUUAAUUAAUUGAGUUGGCUGUCAUUACGUCGCGGUGUCAGAUCAAUACGACUUUCAUGCUUAUUGGGUUACACUUUACCAAUAGAUACAACUCGAUAUGUUUACAUAAAACAUACAGUUUUGGGACCUCCACUGGGGGUAUGUUAUAGUUACCACGCUGGUUACUAGUAGUUACCAGACUGGUUACUAGUAGUUACUGGACUGGUUACUAGCAGUUGCCAGACUGGUUACUAGUAGUUACCAGACUGGUUACUAGUAGUUACCAGACUGGUUACUAGUAGUUACCGGACUAUUCACUAGUAGUUACCGGACUGGUUACUAGUAGUUACCAGACUGGUGACUAGUAGUUACUAUACUGGUGACUAGUAGUUACUAGGCUGGUUACUAGUAGUUACCAGACUGGUUACUAGUAGUUACUGGACUGGUUACUAGCAGUUGCCAGACUGGUUACUAGUAGUUACCAGACUGGUUACUAGUAGUUACCAGACUGGUGACUAGUAGUUACCAGACUGGUUACUAGUAGUUACCAGACUGGUUACUAGUAGUUACCAGACUGGUUACUGGUAGUUACCAGACUAGUUACUGGUAGUUACCAGACUGGUUACUGGUAGUUACCAGACUGGUGACUAGUAGUUACCACUCAGGCGAGUAGGAUAUCGGUGUCUCAACGUUAGUCAGGGAUGUAAAUCCAAAGGUCCGAUAUCAAGUACAACUCCAAGCAGUUUAUUGAUACAAAUUUUGGCAUACAAUGAUCGGGUUUGCAUUACUGACCUCCAUUCCGAGUUCAAGGUACGGUAAUCAAGGAAGAGCAAUGUAACUAUGUGACAAAUUGAGUUGCACAGUCCUACGAAAUGCUAUGUUUUAUAGUUUUGACAAGUCACUGAUAUCGCUAAAAAAUAGCAUUUCGUAACGAUUGAAAUGGUAAAGACCCCACGGCCAUCUGUUCCGAUCAUCUUGAUCAAGUUAACAUCUGAUGCCGCGAUUCAAGGGUGGACAUGUUGUUAUGGCAAGCCUGUAACGUUGCCAUGGCAACAUCAGAUAAUGUGUUGGUAUUUGUAGAAUUGUUUCCGAUGAUCAAUCUUUAAUUAAUUUUUGGUUAUAAUAAUUUAUUUAAAUCUAAUACCGUUUUAAAUGCCGUAAAAUCUUGCAACAAGACCCCUACUUCUAAAAGGGAACGAAAAAUUUAAAACGUUUUAAUAAUGUUGUGAACAGUAUAAUGAACGGGUGAUUAUUAUUCUCUCAGUUCGGCAGAAUCAGCUUUUUAUGAAGCACCGUGGUAGCAUGGUACUGAGCAAGCACUUUGUCACCAUGGUGACACAUUCAAGCACUUUUGACCAAGGUGAUGUGCAUUAAGCACCGUGUUACUGUUUACAUGGUGACGAAAGCACCGUGUCACCUUGGUGAUACGUCGGUACCGUGUUACCGGUGAGAUUACAUCAGCAUGGGGAGUUGAAAGUAUGAGAGCCGCGUGAAGGUGGAUUGGACCGCGGGAAACUCUUUAAUCCAAUCUUUCAAUCACUUUCAAUUAUAUGAUCCUUUGAUUUAUCCAGAAUAUGUUGCACAAUUUCAGUAACCGAAACUGGUUGCCCAUCAUGGUAACCGUGUUUUCCAAUAAUUUUACUGACAGUUAAAUGUAAAAUUGAGUUUAAAAUAUUAAUUUUAUCGUGUGCUGGUUUAUGAAUAAUAUUGGAUAUGAAUAUCGAUUAGAAAUUAAAGCCCGGACGCUCUAUUAAUGCCACUUUGAGGGAACAUAAAGUGUAACCUGAAGUGUUACAUAAAGUGUAACCUGAAGUGUAACAUUAAGUGUAACCUGAAGUGGUGUGGUGGGUUAAAGUAAUUAAUAGUCAUUCGAGGUUCAUUUACGACUUUUUUCAGCGAACAUUGAAUUCUCAUUUGCGAACCGUAUAUAUUUUGUUUUUUCACUUUUCAGAAGAGUUAAGAUUUAGAUCAGUGCGGCAGAAGACCGUUACCUGAGAGGCGUGGCUUUGAUUUUUAAAGUUAUAGAUUUUAAAUGCCGACAGUUAAAAUUAAUAAUAACGAAUUGAAAAUUUUAGUGUUUGUCUUAUAAAUAUGAGUUGUAACAAAAUGUUAAUAAUUUUAAAAAUUCCAUGGCUCACAUUCAAA